AUUAGGUAUAAAUUGGCAAUGUAAUCUGUAACAAGACAUCAAUUUGGGCAAGCUUGUCUUACGAAUACUUACCAAAACAUAUUUCCAAACUUCGAAAUUUCAACAAAUUUACGAAAAUGAAGUUAAUCAUUUUAACGGUUUUCGCAUUCGUGCUGGUGGCCGCAGUAGCUGCAAAGUCAAAAGAUCAUCCCCAGGGAAGCGACGUAGGAGGGAAGUUGCCCCCCAAGGUGACCACGCCGGCACCAUCCAACAAGACCAACGUCGCCCAUAGUCGCGAAGAGAGAAGAUCCGGGAACAAUAAUAAUAACAACAAUAACAAUGGUGGAAGUCGACGAGGAAACAAUAAUAACAACAAUAAUAACAACGGACGAUUUGCUCGAAGGAUGGGGGGUAACAACAAUAAUAACAAUAACAACAAUGGGGGCAGUCGACGAGGAAAUAACAAUAACAACAAUAACAACAAUGGACGCUGAGUCCGAAAUGUGUGAACCUUUCGUUUUCUUCAAACAAAUCGUUUUAGCAAGAUAUCAAAUCUCCAUACAAAUCAAUUUUGUUUAAUCACUUUGAAAUACAGGUCCGUGUCUGAGUUUAGAAAAAUGGUAAUUUAAAUACGAAUAAAGAAAUAGUCAAGCAUUUAAUAAUUGAA
Messenger RNA from Folsomia candida, 646 nucleotides. RefSeq lists its product as uncharacterized. The record is from RefSeq and is a predicted model, not a curated record. The transcript is spliced from 2 exons. Bases 117 to 473 code for a protein of 118 amino acids. NCBI's taxonomy places the organism in Eukaryota, Metazoa, Arthropoda, Collembola, Entomobryomorpha, Isotomidae.